AUGACCACCACCGCCACAUUACCGGCAGACCCCCCCGCCAUUCGGGGGAUGAUCAGGUCAGGCAGUUACGAUGGCGUAACUGCCGGUUUAGCCAACGGGUUCGUCCAGGCUAAUUUAGCCGUGUUACCGCGCGACCUGGCGUUCGAUUUCCUUCUCUUUUGCCAGCGCAACCCCAGGCCGUGCCCUUUGCUUGAAGUGAUUGACGCCGGUGAAGUAGAGCCAUCGUUUACCGCGCCCGGCGCCGAUAUUCGCACCGACGUUCCAUCCUACCGGGUGUAUGAGCACGGAGAGUUGGUUGCGGAGAUACCCUCCCUUGAGCAAAUCUGGCGUAACGACCUGGUGUCGUUCCUGAUGGGAUGCAGUUUUUCAUUUGAAGCCGCCAUGUCUGAUGCCGGGAUUCCAAUCAGGCAUCAGGAGGCCGGAUCGAACGUGCCGAUGUACAUCACCAACAUCGCAACGCAACCCGCCGGCGUGUUUUCCGGGCCAAUGGUUGUGAGUAUGCGUCCGGUGGCGCAGGAUAAGAUUGUGAGGGCGGUUCAGGUUACGUCCCGUUUCCCGGACACCCACGGCGCUCCGGUUCACAUCGGCGACCCGGGAGCCAUCGGUAUCCGGAACUUGGAAGCGCCCGAAUUUGGCGAUGCUGUUGAGAUUCGAGCCGGAGAAGUCCCGGUUUUUUGGGCCUGUGGAGUUACUCCGCAGGCGGUAGCCCUGAAUUGCAAGCCACCGCUGAUGAUUACCCAUUCCCCUGGCAAGAUGUUUAUCACCGAUCGUCGUGACGCAGAAUAUGCGGUCAUUUGA
Messenger RNA from Geodia barretti, 798 nucleotides. The record is from the annotation of a GenBank genome assembly. NCBI's taxonomy places the organism in Eukaryota, Metazoa, Porifera, Demospongiae, Tetractinellida, Geodiidae.